GCGUUUUUUUAAUCCAAUCAAUAUGAUGAUGAAAAGGAUAAGGAGAAGAAUAGCGUCUUUGUUACGCCACCAACAUAAGGAUAGCCUGAUGGUUGCAAAUGGUUACGUUCGCACAGCCUGGGCUAUAUAGGCUAGAGAAGAUCAUAUCAUUAAUCGACAUUAUUGCGAGCCAUGAAAUGACAUAACGUCUAGGCCUGUAUGCUGUAAUACAUAAUAACGUCAAUGAUGAUCAUUUUUCACUAAAUGGACUGGAUUUGAACGCUGCAGCACUAGGGAAUAUCACAGAGGAAAUUACAUUCAACUCCUAAUAACGGAUGGAGGAGCGCAUGCAUUAAUUAAUUAACGGAGCCGAGAAGCUCAGCGGCGAUAUUAAAGAGAUGAAACACCUUUCGUUCUCUCUUGAUGUACUCAACCGGCCAACGAGGGAGAGGUGAGAGACAACAAGGAGCAGCCGAUGAUCGGAGAGAACAGCGGCCACAGCGCAGCGGCAGGCAUCCGGGACAGUGAUAACUCAGAGAGAGCGCUGUUUACUGUCAUCUGAGAUCUGGCUCCGGACCAGCGGUGAGGCAUGGGCUGCGCUCCCAGCAUCCACGUCUCCCAGAGCGGCGUGAUCUACUGCCGAGACUCGGACGAGUCCAACUCUCCGCACCAGACCACCACUAUAUCCCAGGGCACCGCGGCCACCCUCCAUGGGCUGUUCAUUAAGACGGACGCGGCCGACACCAUCCCCUCGGUAAUCACUUACCAGACCAGGCAGUCCCGGAACAAAUCUCACGGAGAGAGGAGAGAGAACAGCGGGGGACACAUCUGCAUCGAGGCCGAGACACAGACCAGUCACACCAGUGUCAAGGUAUCAGCCACAGAAGAGUGUAUAGGACCUAUGAGACUGACCCAAGAACCUAUUCAGGUCCUGCUGGUGUUUGCGAAGGAGGAUGGUCAAAGCGAUGCCUUCUGGUGGGCGUGUGACCGGGCGGGUUUCAGGUGUAACAUUGCCCGAACGCCCGAGUCCGCCGUCGAAUGUUUCCUGGACAAGAGCCACGAGAUCGUGGUCAUUGAUGGACGCCACUCACAAUACUUCGAGGCAGAGGCUAUCUGCCGGUUGAUCCGUGCCACAAAGCCCUCAGAACACACAGUCAUUCUGGCCAUUGUGCCACAGACGCCUUUAGAUCAGGAGGAGCCGUCUGUUCGUCCUCUCAUCUGCGCUGGAUUCAGCAGAAGGUAUGUGGAGAACAUUAGUGUCUCUGCCUGCUAUAACGAAUUGCUCCAGAUAGAACAUGGAGAGGUGCGCUGCCAGUUCAAACUCAGGGCGUGUAACUCAGUGUUCACUGCUCUGGACCACUGUCAGGAGGCUGUGGAGAUCACCAGUGAAGACCAUGUGAUACAGUACGUGAACCCAGCAUUUGAGCACAUGAUGGGAUACCAUAAAGGAGAGUUAAUAGGGAAAGAGCUGACAGAACUCCCCAAGAGUGACAAGAACCGAGCAGAUCUUCUAGACACCAUCAACACCUGCAUCAAGAAAGGAAAGGAGUGGCAGGGGAUCUACUACGCCAGGAGGAAGUCCGGUGACAGCAUACAGCAGCACGUCAAGAUUACGCCUGUGAUUGGCCAGGGAGGUAAAAUCCGCCAUUUUGUCUCCAUCAAGAGGCCCCACAGUGACAACAACAAACAGAAGAGAGUGGGCAAGGAGCUGAGAGCAGCCCAGAUCCCAGUUAAGGCCCCCACAGGCGUGCCAGCCAAGGUGGCAGCAGCCUCCAGGUUUCAGGGCUCUGUCAAUGCAUAA
Salvelinus sp. IW2-2015 is the source of this 1780-nucleotide messenger RNA. Its product is annotated as high affinity cAMP-specific and IBMX-insensitive 3',5'-cyclic phosphodiesterase 8B-like. The record is from RefSeq and is a predicted model, not a curated record. Lineage: Eukaryota; Metazoa; Chordata; Actinopteri; Salmoniformes; Salmonidae.